Haemonchus placei is the source of this 368-nucleotide messenger RNA. The record is from the annotation of a GenBank genome assembly. NCBI's taxonomy places the organism in Eukaryota, Metazoa, Nematoda, Chromadorea, Rhabditida, Trichostrongylidae.
UCUCGGGUGCACGACAGUAGCCACCAUUUCAUUUCACCCAAUGCAACACCACCGAAGCGAUGUACAGUGGUUGGAACGGACGCGGUAGACAGAGAAAUGGAAGCUUUGCUGAACCUGGGACCAUCGUUCGCAGUGUCAACCGCUGUCACUCAAGAAGUGCUGCGUUCAGCGUUGUGUGCCUUUCACAAGUUUGCCUACCAGAUUCGAUGAAAGGAGAACUCACAAGCAACACUCUUGGACAGGUUGUCGUCAUUCGUUGCAUCUGUGCCUUUCUCGGGUACAUCAUUAUCGGUGCCAAAACCAGUAACAUCUAUGGAACCUACACUAGCGUCACUUCAGGAGAGGCUGUUGCAAAUUUAUGCGAAUGA